AGAGCCGAGCAUGGCGCGGCUGGUGAGGCUGACCCCGCAGGCUGACCGCGUUAAAGAGGCUUAUUUCACCAGAAACAGGAUUGCUGAGGAAAACAGACAGCGGGAGAAUUCGGCUGCAGUGAGGAUCCAAAGCUGGAUCAGAGGCUGCCGAGCUCGAGCUUACCUGAGCCAUAUCCACAGGAAGGCGACGAUAAUACAGAAGACAUGGCGAGGUUUCAAAGCGCGGGAGCACUUCAGGCAGAGGGUAAAGGCAGCAUAUUUUCUCAUGAAGAUGAAUUUCUACAAUAAGAUGGCUGUCAAGAUACAGCAGAGAUGGAGAGGCUACUACGUAAGGAAGUAUGUUCACAAUUACUAUGCACGGAAAAGGUACCUGGAAGCCCUGACCCAGAAGAAUGAGCAAAUGAGGAGAGAGUUAGAGGAGCUGGCGGAGCACCAGAGGCAGGAGAGACAGCGUGUCGCCAUGGAGAGAGAAGAACAGGAGAAAUACGUCCGAGCUCAACGACUCCACUUCCUCCUCAGCACCAAACAGUGCCCAGGUGUGUUCAACUCGCCGUUCCGCCCAGAGCCUGAUGAGAUGGAGCUGAGGUUAAGAAGAGUUAAACCCGUUCGGACCAUGUCUGCUCCCAAAGAAUCCUGGCCUGUGAACCCACAGCCCUCUAGCUACCUGCACGACAAAGAGCGACUACCUCCCAUACACAAGACACCACAGGGGCCCUUCCGGCCAGCUGUGGAGGUGCAGCAGCAGCGCUACCGGCCUCUGGAGCCCAGCCUGCGCGUGGCCACAUCCAUCACAGCCCUGGAGGAGGCCAGAGAGGAGCUCCGGCGGCAGGAGUGGAGGACUCGCCUCAUCGACCACCCGUUUCUGCCUUUCUCCAAGACCCCAGACAAAAAGUAUGAGCCUCUGCUCCACGCUGCCUCUCCAUAUCAGCAGACGGAGUACGGGACAAAGCACUUCCGAGAGGAGGACAGGAGCCAGCUUGAGAAGAAAAAGCCGUUCAGGAGGGUCUUCACCACCUGCCACGUGUUUGACAAGUUUGGGCGGCUGUACUCCAGCGCUGGGAAAUCUGUGUAGCAGACUUCUGCGUCUGUAUCUCAUUAAAGGUAUCAAAGCUUUUUUGUCUGGCAUUUGUUUUGUGUUAUUAUAUUUACGUUAAUUACAUUUGACAGAAGUGAUCAGCCCAGUUUUACUGACCCUCAAACGAUUUGCUCCAAGAGGAAGUUGUUUGUUUUUUUGCUUUUCUGUCUUUAUUUGUUUAUUUUCUUUUUUUUCAAGUUUUUUUCUUGAUUUUUUAAAAAAUUUUCAUCCAAUCUAAGAUAUUACGCUGUUUAUUCAAGCACUGUCUCAGUGUCAGACAGAAAACCUCAACAACUAAAUAUAAUAUCACGUGUUCGGUAUUCAGCGCCGCCGCCCUCUGCCUUUAUUACAGCUUCCCUUCUUUUCAGUUUUUCAAAGGAAUCUUCAGGGAUUUCUUCCCAAAGUGCAGUCUUAGAAGUUGUUCACAUUUUCUUGUUCUCAUGAUCUGAGUCAUUCCAAAGUAAUUCCGUGAUGCUGAGGUCUGGACGCUGAGGUGGUCAGUCCAUUGUUCUGAGAUCACCAGCAGCUUCUUUUACUUUUCUUAGUAACAGCUUCAUGAUAGCCUCACAUCCUUUCAGACCCACUGAGUCCUCAGAUCUAAACUAGAGUGGAGAUUAUUUUAAGCUGUUUUUUUUAACGCCUGUUUUUUCCACUUGUUUUCCUGAUCUGCUCAGAAACACCUCCUUAAAGGCUGUUUGGACAUGUAAAAAUUGAAGGGUGGUCUUUGCACAGUGCUGUAAUGGGAUCACUCAGUUUCAUUCCAUAUGCAAAUUGAUCUGUUAAUGUAUGCAAAAGAAAAUGUCCAUGAUCAAUAAAAUCAUGUCAGUAUUUCA
Pygocentrus nattereri (red-bellied piranha) is the source of this 1908-nucleotide messenger RNA. It is a transcript of the gene spata17, whose product is annotated as spermatogenesis associated 17. The transcript is spliced from 10 exons. Gene Ontology annotation, molecular function: protein binding. The record is from RefSeq and is a predicted model, not a curated record. NCBI's taxonomy places the organism in Eukaryota, Metazoa, Chordata, Actinopteri, Characiformes, Serrasalmidae. Gene Ontology annotation, biological process: establishment of meiotic spindle localization; mitotic cell cycle; spindle organization. Gene Ontology annotation, cellular component: spindle pole. Bases 11 to 1072 code for a protein of 353 amino acids.